Molecule: messenger RNA, 1331 nt
Organism: Pseudophryne corroboree (corroboree frog)
Lineage: Eukaryota; Metazoa; Chordata; Amphibia; Anura; Myobatrachidae
Product: mitochondrial ubiquitin ligase activator of nfkb 1-A-like
Biological process (GO): protein ubiquitination; organelle organization
Molecular function (GO): ubiquitin-protein transferase activity
Source: RefSeq, a predicted model, not a curated record
CAUCACACACGGCUCAAAGCCGUCCUGUGUGACAGACUCUGCCGGUUUCUCCAGGAUGGCAAAAAGCCGGACAAAAUUUGUCCGGCUUUUGCCAUCAGGGAAAAAUCGGAGUGUGUGUUACAGCCCUAAGGGACCUUUUCCGUCAGGGGGAGGAGCCACGAUACAAGGGGGAGGAGCUACGCCAGCGGGACAGUUGCUCUAGUAUCUACGCCACCAACUAUUACCUUUAGUAAUUAGGUGGCGAGCGAAGCGGAGCGGAGCGAGCCACCGUGCCCGAAGCGUGGCGAGCAUACUUUUCGGGUACCUUGUUCGGCCGUAGCUCCUCCCCCUGGUGACGUGUCUCCUCCCCUAGGUACGUCAGAAGGUCCCUUCUCCCCUCCGAUAUAGAAUCAACCAUGCCGGGACAUGUAGUGUAGAACAGUGGAGGAUGCCGGAACAUGUAGUUUGUUAGGUGACUGUCAUCAUUAAUCUUGAAACUGGAAGAAAGUGUGGAAGUGUCUGUGUCGACCCCUGUCACCGGCUGCCAGCGUCUGGCAUUAGCGGGGACUUAUUUGCCGUCCUCUCCGGGAGUGUCAUGGAGCUAUCAGCGCUGGACACCGUCUGCCUGGCCUCCAGUGUAGCCCUGACCAGUGUCUUCUAUCACUUGUAUCGGCGGCAGCGGGCGGCAAUGAGGCGCAUAGAGGCAGCUCCUAGGCUACAGGUGGGUGCAGACCUGAGGACAUUCAUGGAAUCCUCGCAGAAGUUGUGCUAUUCUGUAAUUGAGGGGAGGGUGGAAGCUGUCGGCACACCUCUAUGCAGCCAGAACCAUCCACAUCUCCAAGCUGUAAUUCAGAGGCAUCAAAUGAUGGAGCAUCGUCUGUUUUGGAACAGCCUGACAAGAAGCUGGAGUGAAUAUGUGCAAGUAAUUCAUGAGAGUGUGAAGUCUGUUCCCUUCCAGCUGUGUCCUCUGGAGGAUAAUGAGGAUUCUGUCCUUGUAUUUAAUCCAUUACAUGCAACUGGUCUCACAUUGGAAACAGUCUAUCAGCAUUUUCACGCUGCAUCUCUUGGUGUAGGUGAGCUGAUUGGACAUUACUUGAGUGGGGAUAAACCCACAGGAAUAUUAGAAACAGAGGCAAUUCUUCCUGUGGGCAGAGUGCUGACUGGUCUCGGACUACUGACCUUGAACAAUGAAGGGGUAAACUUUACAGCCUCCCAAGGAUGGUUCCAAGUAUAUAUUAUCCCUUACUGGAUGUGACGACAUACUGUACCAAGAAGAGUGUGCAGCUUAUUUUUGGAGAGGCGCAGCAUUUAUCUGUGGUACUUUGGGUGCUGUUGUGCUCUGCAUCUCAUUG